AUGAACGACUUUGAUUCUAUCGUUCAAUUGAUUUUCAGUUCUGCAAAGAAGGUUCGUUCACUUCGAGCACAGUAUGAUGAAUUGCGUCAAAUGACUUUAGCGUCCAACUUUAAACAAGCACUGAACAAUGGAUCUAACAAGGAAUUUUUUGAGAAAGUAUUUGUCCUCUUAAAAGAUUGUCCAGUGAAAGAGACUGCUAUAAUAAAAGGAUUAGUCGACCUUAUUGAGUAUUCAUAUUGUAGAUGUUUCAUACCACAACAUAUGUACACAACAGCAGUAGAGACGGUGCUUGAGUCUUAUAAGUACUCACCAAACCUCACAGUAAACAAUUCGUUUAUUAACUGCUUGAGACAGUCAACACUCUCACCAAUCCAUCCUACACACGACGAUCUCCUUUUGAAGUCGUUCCAAGUACUCUUCGAUGCGUCGCUGAUGACAAACAUUCACACAACAACGUUGUCAAAUUGUGUCGACGACAUUGCGGAGAUCAUUAAAGGGUUACUCAUUAACACUGAAAUUGCAACGAUGAGAAGUUCGGAAGAAGAGACACGCCCGUCUGGACAUUCUCGAAACUCCUCGACUAGUCCAGUGACUCCAAUUUCACCAGUGUUCUCCGACGUCUCUAAAUCGUUUGCAGAUUCGUUUGAAAUUUUGGAUUUCUUGUACACGCUGACCACGACUCGGUGGUCACAACGAGAAAUUGGGUCGCAGUCGUUUAAAUAUUUUAUUCAGACGAUGACAAACGAAGCGAAGGAAAUGAUCGACUUGAAGUGUAAAAUACAAGCGAUUCGAUUUUUAACGGUGUGGAUUUCAAACUUUUCAAAUGAAAUUAAAAAGUCUGACAUGUUUUUGAAAUCAGAGAGACAACGUGUGGUGGUCCAGAAGAUCACAAACACUGCUAUUUAUUCCUUGACUGAAGAACUCUUGUUCACUGAAGGAAUCUCUUUGAUCAAAGCAGUGUUAGACCACCCCGACUUGUUUAAAGGACUCCUCAACGAACUCUUUUACGUUGUUUUUGUGUCUGUUCUGAGACACCCAAACACAACGCAGUCGAUGAAACUGAAGACGUUGGAAGUGUUCAAUAAAGUCACUGAAAAGCGGAUGCUCCCACAAUUGUACAUCAAUUGCGACUGUGAGUUGUAUGGUGAAAAUGACGUGUGGAACAUAUUCAAUAUACUGCUGUAUGUAUCGGAGAACGAGAGCGAUGAACUAGUCAAAAAGGCUGCACUGAGCACUCUUCAAAUUUUGAUUAACUCCCUCAAACAAGACGUUGUCGAGCCAACUCACGGUGAAAUUGAUAUUGAAGAGCUCAUCCAACAUAAAACCCGUUUUGUGGAGAUUUGCAAGAUAUUUAAAGAAGACGCCAAGAAGGGGAUGAGACUGUUCUUCGACGAAAAGUUUUGCGAGGAGACACCUGAAGGUGUUGUCGCGUUCUACACAAACCACAUCGACCUCGACAAAGUUGCUAUCGGCGACUAUGUUGGGAAACCGGACCCUUUUAAUGUCUCUGUAUUGACAGCUUUGAUUGCGUCACUGAAUUUUAAAGGGAAGGAAAUAGAUGAAGCGCUUCGUUUAGUUUUUGAAGCGUUUGUGAUGGGAGGGGAGUCACAAGUUGUUGACCGCGUGAUGGAGAGUUUUGGUAAGUUUUAUUAUGAAGAGAACAAAGAGCGUCUCGUUGCCUUAAAUUUGACGUCGGACAACGUCUAUCAGUUUGCGACAAGUGUGAUAUUUCUGUCGACGGAAUCCCACAACCCAUCUGCAAAAACAAAGGCGAUGGACACGUACGAAAAGUUCAAAGAUGUAAUAACAUCAGGGUUUGGGAUAACACUGGAUGAUGGGAUGUUAAAAGGAGUCUUUGAACGGACAACUAAAGAGGCGUUUUACUUCCCGGACAUAUCAAUUGUGGACAAAAUUCAAGCCAUGGACAAAAUCGAUAUGCAAGGCAAAAAACGGUUUGCGGUUGUCCAGCAAGAUUUGAGGAAGUUGAAUGCGUACGCGCGACAAAAGGCUGUUCUGAGUAAUUUCACACCAUUCAUCCCUGUCGCACCACAAUGUGUUCCUCUGAAAAUCUACGACUUGGUCAUUCAAAAUGUUUCAAAGACGAUUUCGAAGAUAUUUGAAGAGGUCCAGAGUAUGGAAAACAUCAAAAUGCUGUUAAAAACAGUGGUCGACUUGAUCCAUAUCUCAUGUAUUACCGUCCACCCAACGAAAAGUUCGUUGAUUGAUAUUCUUAUUCAAAUGAUGCGUAUGAAUGAAGUCGAGAAAAUUACACCAAGAAAUAUGGUGGCCGUACAAACGAUGUUGAUGGUAUGCGGCGUCGAGUGCAACAAUUUGGAAGAGUGUUGGGAAAGGUGUUUAUCUUCUCUUCUACGUGUCGAACGAAUACAUAUGAUCGCUUCUGGAUGGAAGGAUGACGUCCCUCCCAAAAUGAGCAAAGAUGAGAGAAUUUCCAAAUUUUCUGUGUACAAAUCUUCAUACAAACAAGACGGUGACAAAGAAGAAAUAACAGCAGAAAAAAUUCCAUCAUGUGUAUUGGACGUGGGAGACUCCGAUUUAAUCAAUUUGUAUAAUACACUGGAACUUACUGAUGAAGCGGUUGUGUACUUCUUUAAAGGCAUUUGUGGUGUUGCGAUUAAGGAAUUGGAAGCGCCGAUUCCGCGAAUCAACAUCUUACAACGGAUUGUGAUAUGUUUGAAUGCAAACAUCACUCGCCCUGAAAUGGUGUGGCACAACAUCCUCAAACACUUGGUACCUUUUUACAUCCGAUGUGGGUUACAUCCCGUCGAGAAUGUUGCGAUGAGUGUCAUUGACAAUUUGAGACAACUUACUAUGGAAAUAAUGACGAAAAAAGAGUGUGACCUUCCAAUUCAAAACGAGUUGUUCAAAAGUUAUGUAGUGGUUGUGUCGGACCACCCGAGCCCACAAGUUCGAGAUUUUGUGAUCCAAGUCCUCCACCAAAUUUUCACGAACAAAAAGUAUUACGAGAACAUGAAAUCGGGGUGGGAAAGUCUGUUUGAGAUAUUUCUGUUUGCUUCUGUGGACUGUCCAAGUGUGUCGAUUAACUCUUUUCAAUUCUUUAAAAACGUUUUUAAAGUCUUUGAGAAGAGUUCUGAGUACGAGACAUUUUACUUUGACUUUCUCAGAUGUUUGAAGUCUUUUGGGUCUUUAAAAUCAGUUGAAGAAGUCGAACUGCAAGUGCUCACGUUAACACAAGUGGUGAUCACCAACCGCUUGGGAACAAACAAAGAAAUUACUUUGAAUGACCAAUUCUAUGAACAGCUCUUACCACUCUUCGAACUUUUGGGACGUAAUAUCCACUCAACGUAUGUUUCUGUCUCGACGAGUGCGGUCGACAUCUUCUUCACAUUGAUCCGCGAAUUCAUUCCAGUCUUCACACCCGACUUGACAGAAGUCAUACUGAAAACGUGUAUAUUACGUUUGUUUACUAUUGACGUCCCACAAAGCUGGGUAACCAACUCUGCGGAGAACUUGUUUCAUAAAACGCUCGAGUUUCUUCUUGAGAACGCGACCUUUGUGUUUCUUCUCGAGAAGAUCCUUGACUUUGCUAUGUACGUCAUUUACAAUGAAGGAAACAAUUUCACGUCUGCAGCACUGUCGUUUAUUAAUCGUUUCAUCAGUGGUGUCUGUGAGAAAGGGGAAGAGAAGAUGCUUGAAGUCUUUAUUAAUAAAUUUGCGCUUUUCUGCGAUUGCAUUGUACAAUUUGUCCCAAACUUUGAAAAGUUCCAGUCCACCCUGCAAACACCACAGAAGAGUCCAAGUGUUCCGCGAGUCGAGGUAAAAACUUCUGACAAAGCCGUCGACCUUCCAGCGAAAGUGAUCAAUGGAACAUGUUCUGUCAGAGAUAUUGCAGUCAAAAGUGUUAUUUGGAAGACACUGAAAAACACCGGAAGGCAUGUCUUGAGAGUGUCCAUUUGUUCAAACUGUCAGAAGAAAACAAUUUAG
This is a messenger RNA of Entamoeba invadens IP1, 3963 nucleotides long. RefSeq names its product guanyl-nucleotide exchange factor, putative. The record is from RefSeq and is a predicted model, not a curated record. Gene Ontology annotation, molecular function: guanyl-nucleotide exchange factor activity. Gene Ontology annotation, biological process: regulation of ARF protein signal transduction. Bases 1 to 3963 code for a protein of 1320 amino acids. The transcript is spliced from 2 exons. Lineage: Eukaryota; Evosea; Mastigamoebida; Endamoebidae.